AUGAGAAUUCUGCUUGUCAAAACAGGGGAAAAAAAGAAAGGAAAUCGCAGAUUGGUUGUUGCUUUCUUGGCAUUGAUGUGCAAAACUCAUUGCAAACGGUUGACGCUGAUUUUCUUUUCGUUAUUGAUUCAGAGAACAAAGAUGUUGUCUGACCUAUUGAUAUCUGUAUCAAAAGCUGAGAGACAAGAAGCUAGAUUAAAAGUGCGGCAAGAUUCUUUGAGACUUGGGAAUGUGGGUGUAAUCAGAGCUGGAACUAUCAUAUCCGAGACCUGGGAGGAUGGGCAAACACUCAAGGAUAUUAAUUCUCAUCUUCGACAUCUACUAGAAAUGAAGGAAGCUGUUGAGCGCCAGCGGAAAUUAUUGAAGAAACGACCGUCAGGGAGUGGGAGGAAUACGAGACUAGCAUGA
This is a messenger RNA of Thlaspi arvense, 408 nucleotides long. Lineage: Eukaryota; Viridiplantae; Streptophyta; Magnoliopsida; Brassicales; Brassicaceae. The record is from the annotation of a GenBank genome assembly.